AUGAAUGUUGCAAUUAUUCCCGCCCGUAAGGGCUCUAAGCUCCUUAAAGAUAAAAAUAUACUUCCUUUUAUGGGAAAGCCUCUUAUGGCACAUACCAUAGAAGCGGCACUACACUCAAAGCUUUUUGAAAAAGUACUAGUAUCCACAGAUUCAGAAAAAUAUGCAGGUAUCGCAAGGCAAUAUGGUGCUGAUGUGCCCUUUUUACGAUCAGAGGCCUUAGCUGGGGAUGCUGUUCCCAGCUCUGAAGUAAGUAAAGAGGUGUUACGAUUGCUUGCAAAAAACAACGAACACUACACAUACUUUGCUGUACUGCAAGCCACCUCUCCCUUGCGUGGUGCAGAAGAUAUACAAAAUUCACACAAGCUUCUUAUAGAAAAGAACGCAGAAAUAGUUGUAAGCGUUUGCCCUUCCCCCAUACCUCAACCGUGGAUUAACGUACUAGCAGAAAAUUGUAGCAUGCAUAACUUUAUUCCCAAGCAAUACAGGAACAAAUCACGGCAGAGUCUUCCUCAAUACUACAAAAUGCAUGGGGCUAUCUUCUGGGGGCGCGUAGACACAUAUCACAGACAAACAAACCCUUUCACCAAGCGUUGUUAUGCAUAUAUUAUGGAAACCGAAUGUUCUAUAGACAUCGAUAGCGACAUAGACUACGAAUUAGCAAAGAUACUUUACGCAAAACAAAGAAGGGCUAGUACUGGGUAG
Molecule: messenger RNA, 702 nt
Organism: Ylistrum balloti
Lineage: Eukaryota; Metazoa; Mollusca; Bivalvia; Pectinida; Pectinidae
Product: N-acylneuraminate cytidylyltransferase-like
Exons: 1
Coding region: 1-702 (233 amino acids)
Molecular function (GO): N-acylneuraminate cytidylyltransferase activity
Source: RefSeq, a predicted model, not a curated record